CAAACUGCUUUCAUGUGAAGGAGAUCAGAACUUCUGUCGCCGCAGGACACCACUAGCCACACCGGCGGUGCGGGAAAUAUAUCAAUACUAUCGCACCCACUGCUGUCGCUGGAUCACACUUGCAAAGCACACGUCCUUCUCCCUGCUUCGUCUCUCUCCACACCUGCUCUCUGUAAAGUCGAGUCUGUAGACGUGACCAUGAUGCAGUCUGGGGUUAUGCUGGCCGUGAUGGCCACAUGCAGCUCAGCGUUUGUACUUCCGCAGGCCCCGCUCAACAGACUGCCGACAGCAGCCUCGUCGGCAACGAGAGCGGCGUCCUCAUUAAGGAUGGCCGACGAGCCGCUUGGAGUGGGAGUCAUCGGCUGCGGCAGGAUCGGAGAUAUCCAUGCCAAGACCCUGGCCUUCCGAACCCCCGGCGCUAAGCUGGUGGCAGUGUCGGACAUUUUCGAGGAGGCUGGCGCUCGUGUCGUCGAGGGGUGCAACGGCCUACCCAAGUUCUACAAGGACUGGAAGGAGAUGGUGCACGACCCCGAGGUGGGGGCCAUCGUGGUGGGAUCGCCAACACCGUUCCAUGCCGAGCAGAUCAUCGAGGCGGCCAAGCUCGGCAAGCACAUCUUCUGCGAGAAGCCGAUCUCUUUCGACGUGCCGACGAUCGACGUGGCCCUUAAGGCCGUAGCGGACAACGACGUGAAGCUGCUCCUCGGCUUCCAGAGGCGGUUCGACUCCAACUUCCGUACCAUCCGCGAGAAGAUCAGCGAGGGCAUCAUCGGAGACGUGCGCACCAUCCACAUCACUAGCCGCGACCCCGCGCCGCCCCCGGUGGCCUACCUGCAGAACAGUGGCGGCAUCUUCAUGGACAUGACCAGCCACGACUUCGACAUGGCCCGCUUCCUGGUUGGUGACGAGAUCGACGAGGUCUUCGUUACCGCUACCGCCUUUGACCCGGAGGCUAAGGAGGCCGACGACUUCGACACCGCAAACACCCACCUCAAGUUCAAGAACGGGGCCUUCGGCGUGAUCGAGAACUCGAGGCGCUGCUCCUUCGGGUACGACCAGCGUGUCGAAGUCUUUGGCGCCGGCGGGUCUAUCUCAGGCGCCAACCGCUCCCCGCAGAAUGUUUUGGUCAACAGCGAGGACGGCCUCAACGCUGGUGUGCCAUACAGCUUCUUCCUGGACAGGUAUGCUGAUUCGUACAUUAACAUCAUGUCCGCCUUCGUGAAGUACGUCAAGACCGGAGACGAGUCCCUCGAGCCGGCCCUCGGCAUCGACGGCAAGGUCACCAUCUUCAUCGGAAUGGCCGCAGCACGAAGUGCAAAGGAGGGCCGCCCUGUGAAGAUCUCAGAGAUCGCGGCUGAGUUCGGCUGCUAACCCCACCUUCCUUGGUCGAGACGUAUAUCAAUGCCACCGUACCCAUACAAGUGUUCGGAGGUCGGGAGAAGGAACGUUCUUCGGAAAUCUGGAGGGGCGGACAGGGUGUGUGGCUUGCAGUAGAAAUGUGGAAGGCCCUGUUGGCCAACCUCGCUGUCUGUGUUAGUGUUGUGCGGUAUUAUAUCCUUCUGUUUGACGGAUGGCGGAGAGAAAAAAACGUAUUGGUGGUGCUUCCUCCUGGGUGGCCAACCUUUUCCCCGGCUGGUGCGUGCAGAAAGUGUGUACCAAAAGGUGUUCAGACAGACGUCCAGAAUCGAUUGGAUGAGAGUUGCCAUUUUUGAGAAGAUGGGGAUGGUCGGGCUAUUUUUUUCAGGGUGGCAAAGGCGGGCGCAACCGAAACAGGCGUUGGUGCCGACGGCAGCGGGUUGUCGCUUGGAAGCAGCAACCGGAUACGCGGGUCGGUUCAAACGUCGCUCUUUCGGUGUGUUCCUCAUGUAUGUAGCAACACCAGUCUGUAGAGUCGAGGCACACCAUAACCAGGUCAACAACAACGUGUUGCAGGGCCAGCGUUACAUCGAUACCGGCCAACGAUUUGCAUUUCUCAUGAUGGGCGAGAGCCGCCUCUUGCUUUCAGUACCCGUAUCAACCACGAUCUCGUUUGGUCGUACCCUCGCUCCGAGCGGUAAGCGCGGAGAGCAAUUUGCCCUGGACGUUGUUCUGCAGGAUAAUGGCCUGUGUUCAGUAUAAAAGGCUCAGUUUGAUGCCGGGGGUGACUGGAGUAUCGCCUACAUUAAAUGCUGUCCUUUACCGGAAAACGGGUGCUCCUUGUUGAGGUGGGAUCUCGUGGAGAAACGAGGAAGGAAAUUGGUCGAAUUCAAAAGCUGUAGACUGGCCAAAUUCAGCGGCAAAUGGGCCAAUUCAGCAGCAAAUGGAGUAGCUGUUUGGGCAUGUCGGAGGGCUUGGAAAAUGGCCAUGGGAAGGUUCAGGGAGCUCGCGGCUUGCGCACACCAGUUUUUUCGCACGCUGGUGUCGAGGUGUGCAUCUCUUUUUCUUUUAGCCACGUACUCUAUCCGUGUAAGUCUUAUCUUGUAGUCGAAAUCGUGUGUUCGUUCGUGCCUUGCGCUCGAGAGCAUAUAUGGUAGGUUGGGAAAAUAUCGAAGUCCCACUAUGUUGUCUGUCUCUUCGUGGUUGCAUUCUUUCUGAUGCAAAGGUGACCGCACUGGGUCUUGCACCUGAGAUACUUUGAGUGCAAAGUCCGCUGAGAAUGAGGUUAAUGAGCUCGCUGAACCGGUGGCGAUUGCUGAAGCACGGCUUCACUGCACGUUCACAUGGUGCUUGCUUAAUAUAAAGUCACUGUCGCUACGUUUAUCGAGGCUCCAGAUGCGGUGGUUGAUGGCCGUUAUUGCACCUGCUGCACGUGUGACGAGUCAAAAACGCAUGCCAGAGCGAGGCUAGAGGCCGACGACAUCCACAAGUUCCAAUGGCGUGAGUUCAUCGUCCAUAGACAUACUCUACCCUCGCAACCGUCCCAGAAG
Ectocarpus sp. CCAP 1310/34 is the source of this 2903-nucleotide messenger RNA. The record is from the annotation of a GenBank genome assembly. NCBI's taxonomy places the organism in Eukaryota, Phaeophyceae, Ectocarpales, Ectocarpaceae.